Messenger RNA from Sapajus apella (tufted capuchin), 1208 nucleotides. RefSeq names its product mitochondrial ribosomal protein L41 (gene MRPL41). Lineage: Eukaryota; Metazoa; Chordata; Mammalia; Primates; Cebidae. The transcript has 2 exons. The record is from RefSeq and is a predicted model, not a curated record. Gene Ontology annotation, molecular function: structural constituent of ribosome. Bases 280 to 693 code for a protein of 137 amino acids. Gene Ontology annotation, biological process: translation. Gene Ontology annotation, cellular component: mitochondrial large ribosomal subunit.
CCGGGCCCCCGACGCCCCGCCCCUCUCCGUGCGCCAGUGGCCACCUCGCCCGGCACCACCCCGCGGGCUCCUCGCAUUGGCCGAGUCCCCGCGGCCACGCCUCCCCCCAGACUGAGGCCGCUUAUUGGACGCGGCGGCCGUGGCCAAUCGGAGCCGCUCUUGCUGCGACGCGGUGGCCGGAAGCGGAGCGAGGUAGAAGCUGGGUCGGCGCGGGUUCGGUGCCAGAGCCGUUGCGGGGCCGCGUGGAGCGCGUGCGGGGUCUCCGGUCCAGGGCGCGGCAUGGGCGUCCUGGCCGCGGCGGCGCGCUGCCUGGUCCGGGGCGCGGACCGGAUGAGCAAGUGGACGAGCAAGCGCGGCCCGCGGAGCUUCAGGGGCCGCAAGGGCCGGGGCGCCAAGUACACCGGCUUUCUCACCGCCGGCUGGAGGUUCGUGCAGAUCCAGGAGAUGGUCCCGGAGUUCGUCGUCCCGGAUCUGACCGGCUUCAAGCUCAAGCCCUACGUGAACUACCGCGCGCCUGCGGGCGAGGAGACGCCCCUGACGGCCGCGCAGCUCUUCAGCGAGGCCGUGGCGCCUGCCAUCGAAGAGGACUUCAAAGACGGUACCUUCGACCCUGACAACCUGGAAAAGUACGGCUUCGAGCCUACACAGGAGGGCAAGCUCUUCCAGCUGUACCCCAGGAACUUCCUGCGCUAGCGGGGCUUGGGGGCUGCGAGCCCUCCCGGGGAGGGGCGGCCUGCCCUCACCUCUUUUCCAUUAAAGGCCUUUGCCAGCUCUGCGGUGUUUGUGUUUUGACCUCAGGUCAUGGCAGAGUGUGCAGCAGGACAGAUUUCAGUGCAGAGACCUAGGCAGCGUUCUCGUGCACACUCUGCGCAGUGUGAAUCUCUUUGGAAGUCAUCUUCCCAGCCAGAAGGUUCUGGGAACCUGCCAAGGGCAAGAACGCAUUACUCAGCUUGCAGGAGAAGCAGUUUACAAGGCAGAUUGUAAAUGACAGCACUGGUGUCAGUUCAUCCCCCGAGUUACUCACCCAAGGAACAAAGAUCUAGAGAUGGGGUCUCACUGUGCUGCCCAUACUGGUCUUGAACUCAUGGGGUCAAGUGAUCCACCGCCUCCGCCUCCCAAAAUGCUGGGAUUACAGGUGUGAACCACUGCGCGGCCUAGGAAGAUUUGUCACUAUAUUAUAUUAGCAUGUUGUAUCAUCAGAAAUAAAG